Penicillium cataractarum is the source of this 1620-nucleotide messenger RNA. RefSeq names its product glycoside hydrolase family 43 protein. Gene Ontology annotation, molecular function: hydrolase activity, hydrolyzing O-glycosyl compounds. Gene Ontology annotation, biological process: carbohydrate metabolic process. Lineage: Eukaryota; Fungi; Ascomycota; Eurotiomycetes; Eurotiales; Aspergillaceae. The transcript has a single exon. The coding region runs from base 1 to 1620 and encodes 539 amino acids. The record is from RefSeq and is a predicted model, not a curated record.
AUGCCUCUGGUGCGCAAUCCCAUCCUGCCAGGGUUUCACCCCGACCCAUCCAUCGUCCGAGUGGGUGAGAACUACUACCUUGCCACCUCUACCUUUCAGUGGUUCCCCGGCGUACAAAUUCAUAUAUCCACCGACCUGGCCAACUGGGAGCUGGUAUGCCGUCCGCUGAGCCGCAGGAGCCAGCUCGACAUGCGCGGCCAUCCGGACGGAGGCGGCAUCUGGGCCCCUUGCCUCAGCCACGAUGGCGAGCGCUUCUGGCUGGUGUACACCGACGUCACUCGCAAGGAGGGCUCCUUCAAGGACACACACAACUAUAUAGUCAGCGCGCCGGAAAUUACCGGCCCUUGGUCAGAUCCCAUCCAUGUCAACUCGUCCGGGUUUGAUCCCUCGCUGUUCCACGACGAUGACGGUCGCAAGUUCUUCAUCAAUAUGCUUUGGGACCAUCGCCGCCGCCCGCAGCUAUUUGCGGGAAUUGUGCUGCAAGAAUUCGAUGCAUCGACCGGCCGACUGGUCGGAACCCGGAAGAACAUCUUCCAGGGUACGAAGUUGCAGUAUACCGAAGGACCGCAUCUGUACAGACGCAACGGAUGGUACUAUCUGCUGACCGCGGAAGGCGGGACCCAGUAUAACCACGCCUGUACGCUCGCGCGUGCGCGGGAUAUUUGUGACCCAUACGAGGUGCAUCCGCAAGAAUAUAUAUUGACCUCCAAGGACACCCCGCUGGCGGCUCUGCAGCGUGCGGGUCAUGGCGACCUCGUCACCACCCCCACGGGGGAGCACUAUCUCGUCCAUCUCACGAGCCGGCCGGUCACGGCGCGCCGCCGAUGCAUCCUCGGACGAGAGACUGCUAUCCAGGCGGCAUACUGGGGCGACGAUGACUGGCUGUACGUGAAAGACGGGCCGGUACCUUCCCUCUACGUGGACUUGCCUAGAGCGAGGGACGAGGCAGCAUACUGGGCAACGCAACACUACGUUUUCAAGGCGGGCCAUGAGCUGCACCAAGACUUCCAGUGGCUGAGGACACCAGAGCCGGACCGCAUUUUCUCCAUCGACCCGGACGACGGCGGGCUCACUCUAAUAGGCCGCGAGUCGAUCGGAUCGUGGAGCGAGCAAGCGUUGGUCGCUCGCCGGCAGAUGCAUUUCUCGUUCAACGCCGAGACCGUCCUCAGUUUCAGCCCGAUAGACGAGCGGCAGUUCGCCGGUCUCACCGCGUACUACGCACGAUUUAACUUUUUCUACCUAACUGUGACCGCACACUCGGAUGGGCAGAGGGAACUACUCAUCAUGAGCUCGCAGGCGUCGUUUCCAUAUGGUGACCUCGAUCUUGAACAUCUUUCCGAGCCCGUGCGCAUCCCCAACGAAGGUAAGGUGCGUCUCGCGCUGACGAUAAGUGGAAAUCAACUGCAGUUUUUCUAUGCAAUGGAGGGGGAGAAAGAGACGAAAAAGAUCGGGCCUGUAUUUGAUGCUUCGAUACUAUCAGAUGAAUGUGGAGGCCCAGGAAGCUUCACUGGGGCAUUUGUUGGUAUGGCGUGCUCUGACCUGAACGGAACCCAUAUUCAGGCGAGGUUUGACUACUUUACGUACCAGCCUGUACAUGAUGAGAGCAAUGUUUCGAAUUGA